AUGCUGGCAGUGUGGGUCACCCUGCAGUUCAUGUACAAUUUUGUGAAGUCAUGCUUUGAAGAACCAGGGGCUCCAGAAAGAGCUGGGCCGAAGGAGGGCCGCUGGCUGGUCGAGGCCUCUGAGCCGCAGCUGGGCUCUUAUGAGCCCCGCUGGUGCGAGAGCUGCCAACUCUGGAAGCCACCCCGCUGCCAUCACAGCAAGCGACUGAACCAGUGCGUCCUUCGCAUGGACCACUACUGUGUCAUCACUGAAAACGUCAUUGGUCAAAGGAACCAUGGCUACUUUGUUUUGAUGGUCCUCUUCGGUCUUCUUGGCCUCGCGUAUGCCCUGCUGAUGGUUGGCUAUGUGUUCUGGCUCGCUUGGAAGCCUUACUGGGAGCUCUUCUCUUUAUUGGCCAACUAUGCGCGAAAGCGGGGCAGUUACUAUCAGUGGCUCUUACUGGGAGGACACCUUCAUGUUUUGAAGGCCCUGCUGGGGAGUGAGAUCACAGUGCUGUUGGUGUUGACGAUCACGGCGCUCUUCUUGCUGCUUCCACUGCUGCGGCACGUGCGCUUGGCUUUUCAGGGCAUCACUGUGUUGGAGACCCUGAAAGCUCCCAUCAUCCAGCUGCCCGGGAGCAAGGUCUUUUGCCUUGAGCCUGGAGACUACCGGAGCACUUGGCGUGAAGAACUGGCGCAGCUCCUGGGGCCCUGUGCUUGGUGGUCUGACCAGGUGAAGGGUUGGAGGAUGCACGUGUCACCCGUGCCGCUGCGUGGAAGGGGGGCUUCCUCAUGCCCGGUGCACUGCGAGGACGGUCCGCCACCGCGCUUGCGCCCUGCGGUGCUGGAGGAGCUGAGACCGGUGGAGACCGGGGUGCCGGUGGGGGUGGGUCACUGGGCAGUCGGUGAAAAGAAUCCACUCUUGAAAGGCCAGAAACACAGAGAUGAGAUCACAGUAUAG
Durusdinium trenchii is the source of this 939-nucleotide messenger RNA. The record is from the annotation of a GenBank genome assembly. NCBI's taxonomy places the organism in Eukaryota, Dinophyceae, Suessiales, Symbiodiniaceae.